GUUUGAAACGUUCAGCGAGACGCUCUGCUUUUCCUUCAUUUAUUCCAGUUUCCCGACUUUUCCGAUGGGUAUUUCGUACAGUAAACUCUUCCGGGAGCUAAGCAGUGAGAAAGCUUCCGAGGAGAGGCAGCAAACUGAUCCUCGAUCACCAUCUCUUCAUAUUUCCCGAACUCCCAUGAGCGUUCUGCAGAAACAGUCUCACAGCAAGAUCACCAAAGCGCAGGAUCUCACGACGGAUAUCCAGACGCCUCUCAGUGGGAGUUAUGAGGCGCUCUUUCCACGGACAACGCAAUUGGAGCAGCUCCAUGUACAGACAAAUUCAAUGGACCCGAGGUCUCCAUCCCAGGGUGUCCAAAGAACUCCUCUCACACUACCACCAGAGCUGGAGGAAGUAGUACCAGUGACAUUAUUGGAAAGUGAACAGGAGGAAGACAGCGCAUCUGAGAGCUUCGAGUCGGCGCUAUCUAAAAUUGAUUUCGAAAGUUUUGAUGAGGAAAAGAAGCCUUUGGAGACGAAUUUUGAUUACCGUCCACCGGAAUCUGCGCCUGUUGAGAACGCUAUUGAUCCUCGGUCACCGGGGAUAGACAGAACACCCUUCGUUUUUCAAGACGAUGUGGAUAAGAAUGAGUGUGAGGAUGCAACACCCAAAUCUGUUCUAAAUGUUUUCCAGGACGAAAAUGCAGGUCAGAAUUUUACUCCCAAGCUGUCGAUUGUGGGUCAAGAAGGCGCUAGAACUCCUCUAAGCUGUCUGGCCAAUAGAGGAGCUCCGCGAACUGCAGAGUCUAAUGCGAAGACUGUGCGUAAGGGCAUGAAUAAUUUGGAUAACCGUCCGCUGAGCGUCUUCACCAGUGCCAAAGGGAAUCGCGGCAACUCCAAGAUUCCCCUGCCCAAGAGAUGCAUCGAGAAUUGAUAAUAAUGUUUGUGUUUAAAUUCCCGGGAGAUGAAGAAA
Molecule: messenger RNA, 949 nt
Organism: Phlebotomus argentipes
Lineage: Eukaryota; Metazoa; Arthropoda; Insecta; Diptera; Psychodidae
Exons: 2
Coding region: 65-910 (281 amino acids)
Source: RefSeq, a predicted model, not a curated record